Perkinsus marinus ATCC 50983 is the source of this 1362-nucleotide messenger RNA. Its product is annotated as Cell division protein kinase, putative. Gene Ontology annotation, cellular component: cytoplasm; cyclin-dependent protein kinase holoenzyme complex; nucleus. Bases 1 to 1362 code for a protein of 453 amino acids. The record is from RefSeq and is a predicted model, not a curated record. NCBI's taxonomy places the organism in Eukaryota, Perkinsozoa, Perkinsida, Perkinsidae. The transcript has 9 exons. Gene Ontology annotation, molecular function: cyclin binding; cyclin-dependent protein serine/threonine kinase activity; ATP binding. Gene Ontology annotation, biological process: G1/S transition of mitotic cell cycle; regulation of gene expression; protein phosphorylation.
AUGACCGGCUCUCGGAUGCCUCCUUCUAAUAUAGAAUAUGAUCCUGAAGGAGCGGUAGGGUUCGAGACAUCCCCAGCAGCAGCAGACUCUCCUCCUCCUCUUCCUUCGCCCCCUCCUAGAGACUUCUCAGUGGACUGGAUACGAGCAGGCUCUAUCUAUGCAGUGGUUUUUGUACAUACUGCAGUAACAGUACAGUGGUCAGUGAAGGAUCUCACUCCAGAGGAACUUGAUAAAAUACAAGUAUUGAUACGGCAGUUCAUGCAGUUUGGUCUGGGGCAGUUCUUCUGCCUUUCUGGUGCAGCAUGUAGACGUCUAUUCAUUAUCAUAUGUAGCCUCAGUCUAGUAUGGGUUAUGUUUGCUACUGGUAUGGGAGAGCGUACUGAUCUAUGGUCUAAUAUGACAUUCAGUGUCCUCUUUUACAACUACUGGUACCUCUAUGGCAUUAUAUAUACUUUUGGCAAUAACAUACAAGAACAGGCGCACUAUUACCCCUCCUUCGGUCGGUGGAUCACAAAGCACCGUCCAUUGGGGUAUACGCUCAUGCCAGAAGCAUCUAGAUCCCGUGACCAGGAUGACAAGCUAGAAUAUGGCAUCUCCCAUAGAGCAUCGAAUCCCGCCUAUAUGAGGCUGCCUGCCCAUCCAAUCGGCGGUGGCGAUACACUGAAGGAGUCCACAUCUAAUAGUGCUGCUACUCUCAGCAUGUUACCAGUAGAUCAGGCUAGUGCCGAUCUUACUCAUACUGCAAUAGAUGAUGAUGAUGAUGACCUUCCUCUAACUAAGCCGAAGGAGAGCUGGACUGAAAGGCUCGCUGGGCAUGCUCAGAAGAUAAAUGAUGCGAGGAUUUGUGCAGUGAAAACUAUCAAACUACGGGACGAGUCAGAAGGCAUCCCAGCAUCGGUAUUAAGGGAAAUACUCCAUAGAGACCUAAAGCCCCAUAACAUACUACUCAAUGAGGACUGUACGGCCAUAAAGAUAGCUGAUUUCGGUCUGGCUAGGGAAGUGGGUAUCCCCACUGGUCCAUUAGCCAUUGAUGUUGUUACCUUAUGGUAUAGAUCACCAGAGGCUAUCCUAGGGGCAACAGCAUAUGGUGACUCUCUUGAUGUGUGGAGUAUUGGCUGCAUUAUAAUGGAGAUGCUACGUGGGAAGCCCUUCGUUGCAGGCUCCUCACCCGAGGACCAGAUCUGCAAGAUAUUUGCCAUACUCGGUGCACCAGAUGGCAGCACUGGUUGGCCUGAUGUUGAGAGGUUACCAUUAUGGAAGUCCUAUAUGCGGCUUGCAUCGAGAGUAGUACCCCUAUCUGAUAUCCUACCUGAAGGGACCUCCCCAAUAGCUAUCGACUUGGCUACUAGGAUGUUGAAGUAA